Armigeres subalbatus is the source of this 1521-nucleotide messenger RNA. RefSeq lists its product as uncharacterized. The record is from RefSeq and is a predicted model, not a curated record. The transcript has 3 exons. Lineage: Eukaryota; Metazoa; Arthropoda; Insecta; Diptera; Culicidae. The coding region runs from base 1 to 1521 and encodes 506 amino acids. Gene Ontology annotation, molecular function: nucleic acid binding; zinc ion binding.
AUGGUGGAUGAAAAGCGCAUAAAGGCGAAGGAGAUGAAACGAAAGAACGUCAUCGAGGCGCUGAAACGACUGAACCAAUUUCUCAGCACCUAUGAUCCCGACCAGCACCAGCAUGAAGUGUCCCAUCGUCUGGAGCGCCUGGAGAAAGUGUGGAACGCGUUCGAAAUCAUCCAAGAGGAGUACGAGGAGCUGGAUGACACUGAUGAGUUCGUCCAGAAGAAUUUGGAGCUGCGUGGCCAAGUAGAAGAAAUGUACCUGCGUGUGAAGGCUGGAUUAUCGUCUAAAAUGCCAGUACCGGAUGUUCCCGCUGCUGUUGUUGUUCCCGCUGCUGUUGUUGUCCCCGCUGAGCCGGCCGCCCUAUCCACUCUCGUCAACGUCAAGCUGCCUACGAUAUCGCUGCCGGAGUUUGAUGGAGAUUUCAGCAACUGGCUGACCUUCCACGACACGUUAGUGUCGAUGAUCCACUCGUCCACGGAGAUAUCCCAUGUCCAGAAGUUUCACUACCUUCGAGCGGCCUUGAAAGCUAUCAUCCGCAAGAAGCACAUACGAGCGCUGUUGAAGUACCCCAAGAUCCCGAACCACAACGUAGAUGCCCUGCACAAGAUCGUUGAUGAAUUUCAACGCCAUACGAAGGUUCUCGAACAGCUAGGUGAACCAGUGGACCGGUUUAGCUCCAUCCUCAUCGAACUGCUGGAGGACAAACUGGAUGAUGCUUCUCUCACCGCGUGGGAGGAAUCCGUUGCAACAGAGGCUCAACCCACGUAUGACAACAUGGUCGUGUUCCUGCAGAGACGAGCUCGUAUAUUGGAGACUAUCUCUAUUAAUCGCCCACAGCAUUUGUCUUCGAAAUCGCCUAGCCAGUCAUUCACCCAGAAGAAGCAGAGCCCGCAUCGUUUGACUUCGAACGCCGCCGUUGAAGUUCCAUCCAAAUCGUUUCCCACCUGUCCUGCGUGCGAGAAGCAAAAACAUUCGAUUUUCGACUGUGCUGUGUUCAACGGCAUGGACACGAAAGGCAGGCUGAAGGUGGUAACGGACAAAAGGCUGUGCAGCAAUUGUUUCCGUAGUGACCACUUCGCCCGUAACUGUAGGUCGAAAUUCAACUGCAAGCACUGCUCGAAGCGACAUCAUUCCAUGAUCCACCCUGGACCGUUUGAGUUGGAAAAACUAGUUCCCGAAGCAUGCGCAGAAAAUUGCUCGGUCAGCUUGCCCCCCGUAACAACAGCUGUCACAGCCAUCCCGACCCCGACGCACGAGAUUGUAUCAACGGUUAAAUCGUCCAACGCCAGCGUAAUGUUAACCACGGUAGUCCUGAUAGUAGUCGACGUCUACGGUCAGGAACAUAUCGCCCGCGCCCUGCUGGAUACUGGAUCCCAGCCCAAUGCUAUAACUUCAAAGCACAAAAGCAACCACAGCAACAACAGUUCGCCGGAAAGGUCCGUUCGGCACAACAAAACCGUCCCACAGCAGCAACAAUACAACAGCAAUAGCACCCUUAACAACAGCAACAACAACUUCCGCUAA